Messenger RNA from Saprolegnia diclina VS20, 2669 nucleotides. RefSeq lists its product as hypothetical. Lineage: Eukaryota; Oomycota; Saprolegniomycetes; Saprolegniales; Saprolegniaceae. The record is from RefSeq and is a predicted model, not a curated record. The transcript has a single exon. Bases 12 to 2552 code for a protein of 846 amino acids.
UUCGAAUCACCAUGAGCAGCUCCGACACGAUGGGCCUCGUGCCCUCUCUUCUCUGGAGCACGACGCAGGCGACUUGCAUGGUCGGCUCCAUCAUGUUUGUGGCCGCGCUCUGGCUACGACAUGUGCGCAAGCUGCACGGCGGACCACCGACGAGCAGCAAGCUUGCGAGCGCAUCGGACCACAACCGUAUGGAACCGACAGCCGAUGGCCAACACUCCGACAACAACUUUGGUUGCGGGCUCACGCUGCGCGAUGCGCUCAACCCAGUGUCGUCGAUCGACUUUAACACGCAGUUGCCCAUUCCGAUCGAGACGCCGCUCUUCCACGGCAAGGCGUACGUCUUGCUGCGUGACCCACGCGGCGAUCCGCGCUGGGACCCGCUCUUUGAAGGCAAGCAACGACGUGUGUGGGUCAUGGUCCAAGGUCAGUUCAAGCGUGAGCCCAAAGGCACCGUGUACCUCGCCGGCGAGCUGCCGCGCACGAUGGUACUCAGCAUGUGGACCAAGGCGUGGGCGGGCAUGAUCAUUGCGUCGGUCAAGACGCUCAUCGGCAAGCUCCACUUCUCGUUUGGCGACGACGUCGAGUCUCCGCACGUCGCACUACCGCUUUACCAGAGCGCCGAUCAGCUCGUGGCAACGCCGAUCAACGACGUGCCGCCCAAGCUCGGCAUGGACAGCUGGGGCGAGUCGCCGGCCGACCAGAAGGCGCGCAAGGCCACGCCCGUUGGCGACGAGGUCUUCCGCACCGAUAUGAUCUACUCGUUCCAGUUCCAUACCAUGUACAUCGACUUGCCGUCGUGGAACCUCGUGAACCUCCCGGGCCUCCACGACGUUGGGUUGCAGCACUUUUUCGGCGACAUGUCCCUGCGCCUCAGCAUGUACGAGCACACGCCGCGGCCGCACGAGGUCGCGCACAUUAGCAAAGAGUACUGCUUUGCACUGGACGUCGCACGCGGUGCAGCGUCGAUGGUCGCGCCCACCUCGGCUGAUUGCUGCUCAGUGCGCGACACGAGCACGUCGUUUGCCGGCGUCGAGUUUGACCUGUGGAUGUGGCUCGAGUACUUUGAUGCGACGCAAGACAUUCGCCACAUUGCGUAUGUGCUGCGCGUGCGCCUCGCCGACUCCAAGGUCUACACGGUCAUCUUGCCGUCCGAGGCCGUCGUGGCCAUCUUUGCCGUCAACCACGACGCGUCGCCGCUGCUGACACGGGCGCGCAUGGACGCAUACGCUGCAAUCGAAGACCAAGCGCUCGAGGUGGGUCGGCGGCUCCAGAGCAUCGCGUACGGCGGCACCGGUGCCGCCAAGGCCGAGCUCUACCACUGGCUCACGACGCCGAGUCCAAUGACGCUCGCGGCCGCCAACUCGGACAAGGCCCUCGGCGUGAGCCUCUGGCCGUGGCGCCGCGCGGGCAUGAACGUCUGCAAGGAAGGCAGCGCGUACCGCAUCCUGAGCGACACGUGCUUGCGCCAAGAGUACCUCAUCUUGACGUCAUCGUCGCUGCAGUUUUACCGCACGUACGCGUCGUCGCCGCUCCGAAAGGUGCCGAUGAGCCACAUGACGCACGUCGCGUGUCGGUACCUCAACGACCUCUUCGUGCUCGAACUCCAUACGUGGACCGAAGUGCUCUACGUGCACGUGCCCGACCCGCUCUCGUGGCAGGCCGCGAUCGAAGACCUCUGCGACCGAAGUCCGCUGCGCACCUGCGCCGCAGCAUUGCAGAUGACGGCGUGGACACCGUUCAACGCGCUCACGUACGAAGGGUACCUCGUCCUCAACUCGCGCAAGAUUGCCCACGACGCUGCCACAACCGUCUCGGUCGACCCGUGUCUCGUGGCAGAGGCCGCCGUUGUUGCCGGCGCUCGCGUCUGGAGUGCGCGCACGCGGGCGCACAAGCUCGCCUUCCAGCUGGCAGUACAAGAGCUGCGGUCCGUGGACUUGAGCCUUCUCGAGGCGUCGGAGCACAAGCUUGCGUUCUACUUGAACGUGUACCAAGUGCUCCUCAUGCAUCUGCACCUCGCAAUUCCCGCGCCCACGAGCGUGUGCAUGCACCAAGUCAUGUACGAGGUCGGCGUCCAGAAGCUUAUGUUGUCGCUCGCCGAGCUCGAGCACGUCAUGUUGCGCGGUGGCCUCGGUGCCGUCGAGGACGCCCCGUACCUCGACUUUGUGCCGCAGAAGGCCGCGUACCCGUCCGCGUACACGGCCGCCGCGUGCAGCAGCCGCGACUUUCGACUCAGCGCGGCGCUGUGCAGCCACCGUGACGACAAGGUCGUCGUGGUGUACGCACCGACAUGCGUGCACGACCAACUCAACGCCGUCGUGUCGUCGUACUGGCAGGCGCGCGUCGUCGUGGGCAGUUCGUCGCUGCAGCUGCCGCUGUCGUGCAAGUGGUUUGGCAGUGACUUUGGGGCGGACGACCGUCUCGUGCGCAAGCUCCUUGGGUUCCUCUCGGACGACCAGCGCAGCGGCGUCUGUCGCCUCCUCGAGGCGCCCACUAAUUUAUAUCCCGAGUUCAAAGACGGGGCCAAAGCCGCGCCGCACGGCUUUUCUAUUUAGUCGCGUCCGAAGUCGAGCGCAGUCGAUGGCAGCAACUAACUAAUAUGUGUGAACGUUUGCUUGCGGCAGAGACCAAGGGUAGAAGCAUGACUGCAGAGGUGAUUCCGUGGCCUUGAC